AGCUUCAGUUUGAACGUCUGACCAGAGAACUUGAAGCUGAACGUCAGAUUGUUGCCACCCAGCUGGAGAGAUGCAAGCUGGGAUCAGACGCAGGCAGCAUGAGCAGCAUCAGCUCCACAGAUGAACAAUUUCGCUGGAAUGCUCAAGCAGAUGGACAAAAGGACAUCGAGGAUGAGUUAACGACUGGUUUAGAGUUAGUGGAUUCUUGCAUUCGUUCUCUACAGGAAUCAGGAAUUCUUGACAGCGGAGAACGACCGGCUCUUCUUUCCCAGAGUUCCUUGCAGCUCAACUCCACCCCGGAGGCUUCGCUCCAGUACUCUGCCAGCUACCAUAGCAACCAGACCCUCGCCCUUAGCGACAGCAUUUCUGCAGCAACUCCUCAGCGCAGCGGGCAGGUUGGAGGAGCCGUGCACAGCUACAACCAGGUGACAUCUAGUCGUGCAGCCCAGCAGCAACAAUCACAAACUGGAGCAGGAUCAGGAAUUUACUACUCCAGCUCUACUUUACCUGCUCAGCGGGUCAGUUCCCCCCUUUCUGGGGGAGGAGGCUCAGGGUCAGGUUCUCCCAGUAAACACCAGCGUUUGGGAUCAGCCUCCGACACCUCCGGAUAUUCCACCACCCAGCGCCUGCCUUCCUCUUCCCCGUCCUCCUCUCCCAGCAAACAGUCUCCUGCUAACCGACUGGCCAAGUCAUACAGUACUACGGUUGCUGUGACAACAGCAGGAGGUGGGUCACCACUGAGGGUGGCAUCUCCGUCAAAUUCUACGGCAACAGGAGGAGGGAACAGUUCAUCAUCGUCCCCUCUUCACCAGAUGAGUUCUGGCAUAGGGAGCUAUGCCACUUUGUCUCCUAAGCGUCUGGCAGCUCACCACGCUUCUGACCAAUACAAGAUCUCACACGAGCUCUACGCUACUGCUACACUACAGAGGCCUGGCAGUCUGGCAGGCUCUCGUGGCUCCUACAGUAGUCAACACGGUCAAGAAGCUCUUCGGCCCUUAGGGUCCCCCGAGCACCACAUAGAUCCUAUCUAUGAGGAACGUGUCUAUCACAACAAGGGCCCUAUGAGGAGCCUUAGUCAGAGCCAGGGACCAGAUACAGGCCCCUACCGCAACAACACUGAGCUGAUGAUGCAUGUCCAUAGCCACGUCCGUGACCUAAGUUAUGUACUUUGUCCCUACUUUGCCCCCUUAGCACCCUCUUCCCCUGGUGUCGACUCCACCCCUUUGCAGCGAACAGGAAGUCACGGCACAGGCAGCUACAGCCGUGGCGGGACCAACAACUAUGCCACGGUGGGGCCAGGAUACACUUCAAGCGCCGGUGGAGGAGGCGGAGAUGUUUACGGGUCGGACCCUUACGUGGCGGACCCUUACCGCACCCUGCAGUACUGCCCCUCGGUGGUGGAAUCUCCUUACAGCAAGUCCGGGCCAGCCCUACCGCCUGAAGGAAGCCUGCAGCGUUCACCUUCCAUCGACUCCAUUCAGAAAGACCCAAGAGAGUUUGGGUGGAGAGAUCCGGAGCUGCCAGAGGUGAUCCAGAUGUUACAACACCAGUUCCCAUCGGUGCAGUCCAAUGCUGCAGCUUACCUGCAGCAUCUGUGCUUCGGAGACAACAAGAUUAAAGCUGAGAUCCGUAGACAGGGAGGCAUCCAGCUGCUGGUUGAUCUGCUGGAUCACAGGAUGAGUGAAGUCCACCGGAGCGCUUGUGGAGCUUUAAGGAAUCUGGUAUAUGGCAAAGCCAAUGAUGAGAACAAAGUGACCCUGAAGAACUGUGGGGGGAUUCCUGCUUUGGUCCGUCUUCUUAGGAAGACUGGGGAUGUGGAAAUCAGAGAGCUUGUAACAGGUGUGCUGUGGAACCUGUCAUCGUGCGACGCCCUGAAGAUGCCGAUUAUCCAAGAUGCACUUGCAGUUCUGACCAACAGCGUCAUCAUCCCGCACUCCAACUGGGACUCAUCUCCUGGUCACCUCGAUGACCGCAAACUCCACCUUCAUACCUCCCAGGUGCUGCGCAAUGCCACAGGCUGUCUCAGAAACGUAAGCUCAGCAGGUGAGGAGGCGCGACGGAGAAUGAGAGAGUGUGACGGCCUUACAGAUGCUCUACUCUACGUUAUUCAGAUCUCCUUGGGGAGCAGUGAGAUCGACAGCAAGACUGUAGAGAACUGUGUUUGUAUUCUGAGGAAUCUGUCAUACAGACUGGCUGCUGAGACAUCCCACGGCCAGCAAGGUGGUCUCGAAGAGCUGGAUGGGCUGCUUUGUGAUGCAAAUGGAUGUGAAGGGGAGAGCUCCGGUUGCUGGGGGAAGAAGAAAAAGAAAAAGAAGGGAGCUGAGCAGUGGGAUGGCGUGAGUCCCUUUCCCGACACAGCCGAGCCUCCCAAAGGGGUUCAGAUGUUGUGGCACCCCACCAUUGUCAAGCCAUACCUCACUCUGCUUUCUGAAUGCUCCAAUCCCGACACGCUCGAAGGCGCCGCCGGAGCCCUACAGAACCUCGCUGCAGGCAGCUGGAAGUGGUCAGUGUACAUUCGGGCCGCUGUCCGUAAGGAGAAAGGCCUUCCCAUUCUGGUGGAGCUACUGAGGAUAGACAACGACAAAGUAGUAUGUGCCGUCGCCACAGCUCUCCGAAACAUGGCCCUGGACAUCAGGAACAAGGAGCUUAUAGGAAAGUAUGCCAUGAGAGAUUUGAUCCAUCGGCUACCGGGCAGUAGUAGCAGCAGCAACAAUAACACCACCAGCAUUGGAACGUCGGGCAAUACAGGCACUCCCAGCAAGGCCAUGUCAGACGAUACGGUAACUGCCAUAUGCUGCGCACUACAUGAAGUGAUAACCAAGAACAUGGAGAAUGCAAAAGCUCUACGCGACUCUGGCGGGAUUGAAAAACUCAUCGGCAUCGCCCGCAGCAAAGGAGACAAACACUCAGCAAAAGUGGUAAAAGCGGCCUCUCAAGUCCUCAGCAGUAUGUGGCAGUACAGAGACCUGCGCUCCCUCUACAAAAAGGAUGGUUACUCCCAGCAUCAUUUUGUGGGUUCUGCCUCAACAAUAGAGAGAGACAGACAGAGGCCCUACUCUUCUUCACGAACUCCCUCCGUUUCUCCUGUCAGGACGUCCCCAAAUAACCGCUCCGCAAGCGCUCCUGCCUCCCCCAGAGAGAUGACGAGUCUGAAGGAACGCAAGAUAGACUAUGAUUCCACGGCAACCAACGCUGGUUUCCAUAGCAACAAAGGAGAGCAUACAUCCCGGAAAGACGGCAUGGCAGUUCAAGUGUCCUGCGGGUCGUCCACGUUGUUCCGAAACUCUUACCUGACUGCCAGCGAUGAAAUCAAGCAAAACCAGAGUCCAGCCCCGUCCUGCGUGGUGCCCCCUCAGCCCCAGCAGGACAGCCCGUCAGCAACCAUGCUAAAAGACUACGACCUCUACCCCCCUCCUCCUUCCUUCCCCCAGCCGCAGCCGCCGCAGCCUCCACCUCAUAGCCAGAGUCGGAGCUUCGACGAGGCCUACUACGACGACCCGGGACCGCCGCAGCCGCAGCUGCAGGCGCAGGCGCAGGCCCAGCCUCAGGUCCAACCCCAGCCGCCUCCAAACGCCACCGGACCACCGCGAGACCCCCGGGAGGACCUUCGAAUGCACCUGGGCCUCAAGUCGACUGGCAACUACGUAGACUUCUACUCAGCCUCACGGCCGUACAGCGAACUGAACUACGAGACGAGCCACUACCCGGCUUCACCUGAUUCCUGGGUGUAGUUUGACCGUGACCAUGGGAGGGAGGGGGCAAGAGACGGUCUGUGUGUGCUUGUGUGACAGGGAUUUUUUUUUUUUUUUCAGGAGAUUAGCAGACUAAAACAAGGUUAAUCUAAGUGGCAGUUUGGAAAAGGGGGGGGGGGGGAAAGACCUUAAAAUAUGAUAGGAAAUUUGUGUUUUUAAAAAAAAUUGUUGUGAAUGAAUUUGACGGAGCAAGAAGGGAAAUCAAUCAGUGACAAAGAGAAACUGCAUGUGCAUGCCUACAUUUUUUUUUUUAUUUAUUAUUUUUUCUAGACCACCUUACCUUUUUUAAAGUUAGCUCCAUUUCAUCCCAAAUUGGGUUAAGUGGGAGUUGAUAUGAAGAAGUACAGCGUGUAUAAGAAGUGGGGGGAAAAACGUGGGAGUGUAUGUAAAUGCCUUGAGUGGAGGGAUCAAGAAAUAAUAGGGUGCUGAUGAGGAAAGGCUCUCACUCUGUGGAAGCAGGAAGUGGUCUGACCUUCUAUCACCGUCGAAGAUAAAGAGAGAUGAGACACCGAGAUGGCAUGAGCGUUUUCAAGGAGGUGAGGGAAAAUAAAAGCACAGCGAAAGAUGAAAGCACACCAGCCUCAAGGGAAGAAGUGGAUGUUUACCAUUUCACCAAAGUGACAAACGUAGCACUGCUUUUAUUCAAUACUUUUUUUUUUGUUGCCAAGACCUUGCUGUGUGUAGAGUCUUUGGAAUUUGUUUUCAAAGAAUGUCAUUUCCAAGAGACCGUAGGUCUUUUUUUUUUUUUAUUUUAUUUUACAUUUGUUGUUUUUCUUUCUACUUUUUUAUAUUUACACUUUUGGACACAUUCUUAUUUCCUGCGUACGCCUAAAAAUGGGAUUUAAUGUGUAUAUUACACAUUUUGGAUGGACUGCUCACAAAAAUCCAGAUUUUUAUUUUCCGACUGACUGAAACAACAAGCGAAUUAAAAAAAAAAAAUUUAAAAAAAGCGAAACAUGAACACGGCAAUCAGGAACGACGGGGCUAGCUGUGAGUGGACAAAUGAUUUUUAUUUUUUUUUAUUCCCUCAUUUUAUCCCGGGCCUGAGAGGAAUCCCUGCAAUGUUUGUGAUUUUGCUCACUUCAUCAAUUGCAAUUUCUCAAGUGGACAUAAUCAAACGUCAAGAGCAUCUUAAAGGCUGCAAGAGCAUGGAACUGGCAGAGCAGCGGCACUCGGAGUCCCAAUCAAGAAAAGUGCUUUUUUUUGUUCACUGCCAAAAGAGUAUAUAGUUGUAUGUUUAAAGCACACUCAUGUCUUUGGAAAGGACUGCUGUUUGACUUUGGGUGGGGUGGGUGGGGGGAGGGGUAAUACUUUCGACAGUGUUAAAAUUCAGUAAAUCCUUUGGUAUCAAAACUCGUCCGUUUGGCCAAAUCCACCUGUUUAUGUCAGUGUACAGUAGAAGUAAAGAAAAGGAGACACAUCACAUUGUGCCAAACUUUGACAGAUCAAGGUCCCAGAAGACUUCCCGGGGAGUUUUGUCCAGGUUUACAGACAUUAACUCGGUGGCCGUCUCUUCUGUUUGUAACUUUGGUUUUCUUGUGCUUUAAUCAGGUGAAGCCGUACUUAUUGCUGGGGGAUUUGUGGGCACCUUCUCCCUCCCGUAGUUGUACAGAUCUGCCUCUCCGUUCCGGCCGAGCAUGUGUGGGCGUGCGUUUGGGACACGUGUGUGUUUACGUAUACGUGCAUGUGUGUGACUAAGAAUGCGUGGCCCCCGUUGAGUGUGCUCAUGUGAACCAUGAGCGAGUGUAUCUAUGCAUGCAUGUGUGUAGUAGUGUGCGUAUGCCUCCGUUUGGGGGGGGUGUAUGUGUGUGAGCGUUCCUGUGAAAAAAAAGAUCAAUGUCCAAACAAGGCAUUCCUACUGACAGUUUGUCCAGUUUUACAGCAUAAAAAUAAAGGUACAAAAUAAAAAUAAAAAACGAAAAAAAAAAUCACUAGAAUGAUUGUUGAGACAGCAGACAAAUCUAUAAAUACAUGAACAUAAAUAUAAAUAUAUAAUUAUAUAGAUAUAUAAUUUUUAUGUGCUGAUGUCGAUGUCACUAAUUGCAACAAAUGUUCGCCGAAAAAAACAAUUCUGUUGUGUAAAACAGGACUCUUGUUCACUUGAUCCAAACCGUAAAAAUGCUGAUACCCCCCCCACACACACCCUCCACCGUUUACACACACACACACCCACACACACACACAUGCACCUCUACAGUCUAAUCGAGACAAAACAGAAGUUUCACCUGAAGAUGCGCUGGCUCGAGUUGUGUGUUAUCGUGUGUCCAUGCUUCUUAGAUGAACCUGCUGAGUGAGGACCGUACUUGAAACAGAAGGGGAAAAAAAAAAAAGAAAUAAAAGACUCUUUUCAAAAA
Poecilia reticulata (guppy) is the source of this 6106-nucleotide messenger RNA. The record is from RefSeq and is a predicted model, not a curated record. Lineage: Eukaryota; Metazoa; Chordata; Actinopteri; Cyprinodontiformes; Poeciliidae.